Molecule: messenger RNA, 1941 nt
Organism: Toxoplasma gondii ME49
Lineage: Eukaryota; Apicomplexa; Conoidasida; Eucoccidiorida; Sarcocystidae
Exons: 4
Coding region: 1-1941 (646 amino acids)
Source: RefSeq, a predicted model, not a curated record
AUGGAAGAGGAAGAUGUUGACGACACAUGUUUCCCUUCUGACGACCACGGCCGUGUCUUUCUACGCAUUCGAGAUUGGAUAGAAAACCACAAGAGGGGGAUUUCUUCUGCCCUUUACGUGGCAGCAGGUCUGUCGCUUUGGGUACUGAAACGCAGCAUACAGGAUUAUCGAGUGAAUCGAAUUCGACGUGUAGAGGACGUGCCUGAAGCGCUUUUCAAACAUCAGGCGAAGUUGAGCGGCGUUGUUGCCUCCGUCGACAUAUCAUCAGGGGUUCUCUAUUUCUAUCAUGUUCCCCUUCUUCAUCGUAUCCUUCGUUGUUUUCUGCCGAUUCCCCUUCUCGUUCCAGUGGUUUCUUCUGUCAAGAGAGCCACUGACUCCUCUGGAGAUGCGGGCAGCGCUUCACUCACCAAGCUGACAACUACUGCCCCCCUUGCUUCUGCAUUGUCUUCUCUUCUACCUCUCCGUCUCCACAGCGUUGACACUGUUCCCCUGAGGAAGGCCAACGAGCCACUCGUCGUGCAGGGUCUCGAGAGAGGACAAAGAGCGAAGCAAGUCUCCUCGUCUGCCCAAGAAGCGGGCUGUGACAGAGAGAGGGGCGGAAACGCUUUCGAGGAGAGGCAUGGAGACUUCUACGGGGAUAAUUGUAGAAGUGACGACCCUGUUGUGCAUGCUCUGCAAACCUUUCUAGAAGCUGAAAUCCUCCAACAGCAGGUCACUGUCACCCUUGUCGGCAGAGAUGUCACACCGAGAGAAGUGGAACGAAGCACAGGAGCUCAUGAAAGAGGAAGUGGAAGCGGUGGAAGGGAACCGACCAGACACGAGCAGAGAGGCGGAAAGGUGGGAGCCUGGGGAGACAAGCAGUCAACGCACAGCGGAGGAGAGGAGAGAGGCGACGAGGGCAAUGUCGAGAAGAAGGCACCGUGGUUCACGUGUUUCCGUUUCUGGUCAAGACGCACUCGCCAUGACGAUUUGAUUCCACCGUCGCCUCUUCGAGUCCGUCUGCAAUUCGCCAAGAAAAAUAUCUUCGACCUUCGCCGAUAUGACCUCGAGGAAGAGUUGCUUUGCAGGGGCCUUGCUGUCGUUGCAUACGAAAAGCUUAGAGAAGAAGAAAACGACAUGACGGCCAAAGCAGGCCUCUCUUCACUGUUACCAUUCAGGCGGUGGCGCACAAAAAAGCGGAUCAAAAAGCUUGAGGCUCUGCAGACGAAGGCGAGAGAACUCGACAGAGGCAUAUGGGCUACUGGAUCUGAAGAGGGCGAUGCACACGGUGAAACGCAAAAUCCAGCUGGAACAUGCGCUGCUGUGCCAUCUUCUCUCGGCCAGGAGAGGAGAGAAAAUAGGAAGGCACGUCACUUAUUCGUUUCGGCGCCCUUGUCAUUUUUCUCUAACUGUAGACGAUGCUCUUUCUGCUCUUCCUCUCGUGCUCUCUCUUCGUCAUUUUCCUCUUGGCCUUCUCUCUGGUCUGCUUCGUCGUGGUCAGAAUCUUCCUCUUCUCCUUGCUGUGUUUCACCCGAUGCGACGCUGCCUUUAUUCUUGGAAGAGUCUCCAGCAGGCAGGUCGAAUCGUUUCUAUCUAAAAGCCGGUUACAUGCUGAACGCAAAUCAACGACUUCGUGCCGCGGCCGUUUGUCAACAGCACGUCGUACGUGCAAAACAGCCUCCCGCUUUACCUGAACAGCAGGGUCAACAGUAUCUUGUUCGAUGCACUUCGUUCCCUCUGCGGCCACCUCCCCUGUUUUCACCGUCCCGAUCUUCUUUCUUACUUCCGCGGUUAUUUUCGUCCCGACCAUUGUUCUGUCUCCAUCGUUCCGUCGUAUCCCCUUUCCCCUAUUUUGAGAAAUCUAUGAGAUCGUUGGGAAAGGACCGAUUUUCGCGAGGGUUCGCGUGCUCGUUUCCGUUCUUCCGAGGUGUCUCACAGUGGUGUGCAACAAGCAACAAAUAG